Beta vulgaris subsp. vulgaris (sugar beet) is the source of this 2102-nucleotide messenger RNA. RefSeq lists its product as uncharacterized. The record is from RefSeq and is a predicted model, not a curated record. Lineage: Eukaryota; Viridiplantae; Streptophyta; Magnoliopsida; Caryophyllales; Amaranthaceae. Bases 1001 to 1564 code for a protein of 187 amino acids. The transcript is spliced from 3 exons.
UUUAUAUUUCCCUCUCUAUCUUUUUAAGAAAUUUCAAACCCUCGUCUACGGUGCUGCUAACAAAAAAAAAACUACUAGGCAAGCAACAAGCUUCAUAAAUCAGAAAGAGAGGAAUUUUGGCAAACAGAUAUAUAUGAGAGAAGGAAAGAAAGACGAAGAGAGCGAAAGUUCGACCUCGCACCUCUUCAAACUUCCAGCGAAAUUGUGGGUUUUGAUAGGCACACCAAGUGUUUGUGGAAAGCUCUAAGAGAGAGAAACUUGAAGUUAGAGGGUAGAAGAAGCUCAUGAAUCUGUAAACCAUUGUAAGUGAACAAUAUAAUUCAAGCUAUAUUCCAGUGUAUGCUUUUCUUCUUUUUCUUUCUGGAAAAUGGAGUCUCUCAUAAUUUUACGACAGUAUGGUGGAUGAGUUUAUUCAGCAGCUUGGAAUAUCCAAGAUAAUUUAGUGAUUAACAUUAAAUUAUGUAACUGCUGUCACCUCUGUACUUGGCUCUUUGCAAGCAUUUCCUAGCACAGACAAAAUUAGAUAGAGGAACGAUUGCGAAAGUUUUUACACAAUGUUGGUAGGUAAUAGCAAUUUAAGCAUUUCCUGAACUCCUAACCACAAUAUCACUACCAUGACAACAUGAUUAAUUGCUCCCAUAAUAAAUGUUAUAUUAUAUUACCCAUCCCUUGUGUUCCCUAUUCCCUGUUCCCUUCAAAUAAAUCCAGUGAGUUCGGGAAAGUAAAGUGAGAUAAGGAAACUUAGCUCUUUUUGUUAGAAUAAGAUUCUGAAAUUUGAAGGGCAUAUGUAAAUUACAAAGAUGACACCUUUUUCGAUUUUGAAGGUAUACUGCUCCUAUUUUCUCUUGUGCAAUAUGGUAGCUUUUCAAUUUGGAAGAUCUAAUGAUUUGGGUGAGUUAUGUGAAUUCUUAUGUUUAAAUAUCUUCCAUCUGAAUUAAUUGUUCACAAAGUCGAAAUGACUCUUUGUCUCUCUCCAUUUAAAAAGUAAACUUAAGGCACGAUGACAAAAAGAUCCGUCGAUGUCACUGAUGAAUUCAUUGAUUGCCUUCUUUGUUCCUGCAUAUUCCUUGAGAACCUGUGCGUAGUAAAUUCAGCGUAUCUUACCAACCUCAGAGUCUCUAGUUUGUUACAACGAUUGAAACAUUUGGAGGUAACUUAUUGCUUCCACUUGAGAAUUAUUGAUAUUUCUACCCCGAAUCUUGAAUCUUUUUCAUAUUGUGGCCAAGCUAUAGAGCUUCAUAUCAGGCAUGCCUCUUCGCUCUCUAAGGUCGCUGUUGGUUCGCAAGAUUACAAUGCCUCCAUAUCCUAUGCAUUCGACUCAUUUUUACAAUAUUCUUCGCAAUUGGAGUCUCUAAGUUUGAUGAUGAACUUAAAAUAUGAGUUGAAUAUCCAGAUCAUUAAUCCUCCUACUUUGACAAAUCUUAAGCAUCUAGAACUGUGUGUUAUUGCAUGUUGCAAUAAAACACUCCUUGGAUGGACGUCCUUGAUUGUGGCAGUGCCAGUUAUGCAGAAGCUGACACUGAAGGCAAGCACCCCUGCUUCUUUUCAUAUAUCAAAUAAGUGAAUUCUUCGAAACAAUCCUUUUGCUUUCCUAAUUUUAUCUAAAAGGGAUUUUCCUACACUUCUGUUAAGACUAGUAGGUAUCUGUUCUUGUUGAAGUUACUCGGGUUUGACAUCAAACGUGCAAGGCCCAUUGUCAAACAAAACGCGUGCCCUCUCAGAUGCUUGAAGACGCUAGAGCUUGUUGGCUUUAUGGGAUGGCCGAUUGACCUUGAGUUUGCAACUUUUGUGCUUGAGAAUGCUAUUGUUCUUGAAGAGGUGAUUAUUGACUUCACGCCAUUUUUCAGAACAAAACCAUAUCACAAAGGUGUGCAAGAACGUCGUGUGAAGCUGAAAACGAAGCUACCUCUAGGUGUAAAGUUAAUUGUCAAGUAAAUUUACUAUAAUAUCCAACUUUGUUGCAAAUUGUAGAUUUUCUAUUUAUAAUAAUGCAAUACCUAUCCGGACAAUAAGUUAUGUAUCUUGUCUUUAGAUUUUCUUGUAUGACAGCUACAAGAGCUAAAUGAUUUCCUGUGUCAAGUCAGUUCAUUUAUUGGUGAUUU